Molecule: messenger RNA, 1395 nt
Organism: Colletotrichum chrysophilum
Lineage: Eukaryota; Fungi; Ascomycota; Sordariomycetes; Glomerellales; Glomerellaceae
Exons: 4
Coding region: 1-1395 (464 amino acids)
Molecular function (GO): molybdenum ion binding; pyridoxal phosphate binding; catalytic activity
Source: RefSeq, a predicted model, not a curated record
AUGGAGGCAGCCGCAGCAGCAGCGGGCGCCAACAUCUCGGCCACGGCAGCCCUGCACCAAGUCCCAACAGGCCUGGGCUUCGGCUUCUUCUUCCUUCCCUUCGCAACCGUCGUCUGCUUCCUCAUUCCCGUCCUUUACCUCUUUCCGCCGAUCCCGGCAACAACCAGCGACGCCCUGCGCGCAACGCACUCCAAGAUUGGCAUCGCCCCGCCAAAGAGCAAUCUCCGCGACCAGUUCUCCGCCCAGCACCGCGAGCCUCCGGCCGGCGGCGCCGUCGCCCGGCUGCAGGCACUCUGCGUGUACCCCAUCAAGUCAUGCCGCGGCAUUGAGAUGGCCAAGAGCAAGCUGCUCCCCACGGGCCUGGAGUUUGACCGGCUGUACACCUUUGCGCAGCUCAAGUCGGCCUUUCCCGUCGCCGUCGACGACUCGGAGGAGUCCAAGGACCGGCACAGCUGGGAGUUUGUCACGCAGAGGCAGUUCCCGCUGCUGGCGACGGUCAAGGUGGACGUCUUCGUGCCGGACCCGACGAAGCGCACCGUCUUCAUGGAGAGCACCAGCGACGCGUGGAUCGUCUUCCGCUUCCCCUGGCAGGACCGCGGCUUCGCGGGCUUCGUGCAGUGGGUGUCCGCCAAGAUCCGCGACGGGUGGCGUGCCGUGCCCGAGAGGGAGGUCCUACUGCCUGUCGAGUUCCCCACGGAGAAGGAGAUCCAGGAGCGCGGGUACACGUACGAGGACGUGCGGGUGUGGAAGGAGAUGGUGCCCGCUCUCAACAUGGAGAAGGAGAUCCCGAAGGAGCUGAGCCAGUAUCUCGGUGUGAGCAACAAGCUCGCCAUCUUCAGGGUCGACCCGAGCAAGCUAAGGGAGGUGUAUCGGUGUGCGCCGACGAAGGAGGAGGCUGGGUUCCAGACCAUUGUUGGCUUCCAGGAUGCGUACCCCAUUCACUUGAUGAACCUCAGCAGUCUUCAAGAGUUCGACUCUGAGGUGCCGAAGGACGAGGAGCUCACGCAGCUCGACGUAAGGAGGUUCCGCUCCAACAUCAUCGUCGCCGGUGCGCCCGCCUACGAUGAAGAGUCGUGGAAACACAUCACCUUCACCCAGGGCACCUCAAAGAUCACCGCCCCAGCAAAGUUCCAAGUCUCCUGCCGAACGGUCCGCUGCAAACUCCCCAACGUGGACCCAGCAACCGGCGUCCGUCACAAGGUCGAGCCCGACAGGUCCCUCCGCAAGCUGCGCGAGGUCGACGAGGGCGCGCCCAAGAUGGGCUGCCUUGGCAUGCAGCUCUGCCCGCUCUUUGACGGCACCACCGACCGUGUCGAGUUCAUGCAGGCCUGGCUCGAGGUCGGUAUGGACGUGAGCGUGGAACAGCGCGGGGAGCAUGUGUACAUCAAGCAGUGA